ACUGUCUUCUGUCUCGCUUCCAGGUGCGAGGCUGGUGCCAAGGAGAUGGACAGCACCUUGCCCGCAGUAGCAGAAGAGCUUCUGAAAGAGAUCAAAAGGGCUUUUCAGGAGACUGCACACGUUCCCGAUGACCUGCUGCUGGGGCUGAAGUUCAUAUUUGGCCCAUCUGCUGUCCCAGCUUUGGAUCUGGUGGAUCAGCGUUCUGUCACCCGAGUCAUGUCGCCCAGCGGAAGGACUGCCUACCAGGUCCUUGGGAGCUCAGGCAAACUCUACACCUGCUACAGUUCCUGCCACUUCUGCACGUGUCCUGCUUUUGGUUUUACUGUGUUGCAGAAGAGCGAGAGUCUUCUGUGCAAACAUAUACUCGCUGUCUACCUCAGUCAGGCUGUGGGAGCCUGCCAGGAACUGACUGUCUCUGAGGAGCAGCUCACAAGCAUCUUACUGGCUGAGGAAGAGGAUGAAGGAUGAAGGACCUGGAUCACAUGCAGGUGUGCUUUCUGUGUACCCUCCCGGCUGUGUAGCCGGCAUUUUUUGUAGCUGGCUGUCUGUAGCUGGCUGUCAAAUGUUCAUCGUGGCUGGUAGGUUUCUUCCUGUGCUGCAGCCAAGCAUGACAUGAAUUAGCAGCCUUGCACUGACAGAUUGAUUAAUUAAUAAAUGUUAAGAAACCUGUGUUGAC
Messenger RNA from Opisthocomus hoazin, 676 nucleotides. NCBI's taxonomy places the organism in Eukaryota, Metazoa, Chordata, Aves, Opisthocomiformes, Opisthocomidae. The record is from RefSeq and is a predicted model, not a curated record.